Molecule: messenger RNA, 1632 nt
Organism: Fraxinus pennsylvanica
Lineage: Eukaryota; Viridiplantae; Streptophyta; Magnoliopsida; Lamiales; Oleaceae
Source: the annotation of a GenBank genome assembly
AUGUGGAUUGCAGUUUCAGCCACAGUGGUGGCCUUAGUCGCCAUAGCUUCAUUUUCUCCACUUGACAAAUUCUUUCCCAACUUCGCACUUCCUCAUUUUUUUUCGCAUGGUGUAGUGGCAGAUUUGUUGGUGACAAACGGGACUAUAUAUACCGGUAACGACACUCUUCCCUUUGCUGACUCCAUGGCAAUUCGCAAUGGUCGGAUUCUCAGAAUUGGCAACUAUUCCUCAAUGCAGGACUUGGCAGGAUUUGCUAUUAAAACAUUGAAUCUAGAGGGGAAGGUCGUGGUUCCUGGAUUUAUUGACUCACAUGUUCACUUAAUUUUUGGAGGAUUGCAGAUGGCACAAGUGCAACUCCGUGGUGUAGAUAGAAGAGAACACUUUGUGAACAAGGUCAAAGAGGCAUUAUCAAAUAUGAGACACGGCUCUUGGUUGCUGGGGGGUGGUUGGAACAAUGAUCUAUGGGGAGGAGAGAUGCCAAUGGCCUCUUGGAUUGAUGAUAUCUCUCCUUACAAUCCUAUUUGGCUGACAAGGAUGGAUGGCCACAUGGGCUUGGCAAACUCCAUGGCUCUAACAAUUGCUGGAAUUUCUAAUAGCACAGAGGAUCCAGGUGGUGGAGCUGUAAUGAGAAAUGGCAAUGGAGAACCUACUGGUUUGUUGAUUGACUCUGCAAUGAAGCUUGUCCUCUCCUGCAUUCCAGAGGUCUCAAUAGAGGAAAGGAGGGAAGCUCUAUUGAGAGCCAGCAAUCAUGCCUUAAUGAGAGGUGUGACAACAGUGGUUGAUUUUGGGAGAUAUUUUCCUGGUGCAUCAACAGAGCUCUCAUGGGAAGAUUUGUCAGAUGUCUACAGAUGGGCUGAUUCAUCCGGGAACAUGAAGAUCAGAGUUUGCUUAUUUUUUCCUAUGGAGACAUGGGCACGCCUAUAUGAACUUAUAAAUGAAGCAGGUCGUAAGCUGAGUCAAUGGAUUUACUUAGGUGGCAUGAAAUCUUUUGCUGAUGGAUCCUUGGGAUCUAGCAGUGCAUUGUUAUAUGAGCCAUAUGUUGAUGAAGUGCAGAAUUAUGGUCUGCAAGUGGCAGAUAUGGAUGGUUUGUACAACAUGACAGUCUCUUCGGAUAAAUCUGGCCUUCAGAUUGCGGUUCAUGCCAUAGGUGACAGGGCCAAUGACUUAAUCUUGGACAUGUUCAAAUUAGUGGCAUCUAAGAAUGGAAUUAGGGACCGAAGAUUUAGGAUUGAACAUGCUCAGCAUUUGGCUCCUGGGACAGUGGCCCGAUUUGGUGAACAAGAAGUUAUUGCUUCAGUUCAGCCUGAUCAUUUAUUGUAUGAUGCUGAUUCUGCCAUAAAAAAACUCGGGAUGGAGAGGGCACAGAGAGGAUCGUAUUUAUUAAAGUCACUGCUUUCUGGCAAUGUGCAGUUGGCUUUUGGUUCUGAUUGGCCAGUAGUAGAUAUUAAUCCCUUGGGUAGCAUAAGAACGGCAAUGAAAAGAGUACCUACUGGUUGGGAGAAGGCUUGGAUUUCAUCAGAAUGCAUUAGUCUGAACGAUGCACUAAAUGCGUAUACCAUCUCCGCUGCACGUGCAUGCUUCCUCGAUGAGGAUGUUGGAUCUCUAUCUGUUGGCAUACUCCAGCAAGCUUAA